Molecule: messenger RNA, 773 nt
Organism: Aspergillus glaucus CBS 516.65
Lineage: Eukaryota; Fungi; Ascomycota; Eurotiomycetes; Eurotiales; Aspergillaceae
Exons: 2
Coding region: 1-603 (200 amino acids)
Source: RefSeq, a predicted model, not a curated record
AUGGAUGCUGGUGCUGACCCUAUUUAUAGGUGGGCUCCACAGUCGGAGGCCCAGCCCUGCAACCUGAAUUUCCUGGCUCGCCAGAAAAAUGUUCAUCUGCGGCAUUUGGAGGUGUCGGAGCCGCCGCUCUCGAGAUUAGAACUGUGGGCCACUUACCUGGUUGUCCUUGGUCGGGGAGAGAGCCUGGCACGGUAUUUGGGUGUUCCUCUAUUAAGCGAUUUUGUGGAAGAGAAGUUCAACAAACUGUUCAGUACCUGCAGUCCGCCCCUGGCUGAAACCGACAAUGCUCAAGGUAGUAACAUGCUCAGCUGGGUUGAUGUUAUCCGUGAAUUCGAGUCUGACCAGGUUGAAUACACUGAUGAUGGCACGUGCCGCUUCCCUAUCCAAGGCCUGCUGGUCCAAAUAUCAGAAACCGAUUACACUAUUAUGCAGUCCGGCAUUCUUCAAAAGCUUCUCAAUCUGUGGCCGGAUCCAAGGGAUGUACAGGAAGAACUGGAGACAGUUGAGCUUGCAAUUGCGGAGGUGUCUGAAUGGAACCAAUAUGCUUUACAAGGUAGGACCGUCACUCCGUUCAACAAAACAACCAACUGCUUCAUUCCCUGAAGGAAAGAUUUCAUAUGCUGCAUGGCAGUUCUUGUCCGAGCCCCUUAUCUGAAACUCAAAGAUCUCAUGGCGCACUCGCGACAGAUGUUCCCCUGGAUUCAUCUCAAUCAGGUCCAGCGCCAGCCGGUGAAUGCAUUGACACCAAUACUGGCGUGACUGUUCCAGAUCCC